Molecule: messenger RNA, 1392 nt
Organism: Dentiscutata erythropus
Lineage: Eukaryota; Fungi; Glomeromycota; Glomeromycetes; Diversisporales; Gigasporaceae
Source: the annotation of a GenBank genome assembly
AUGGAUCAAAAACAAGAUGAAAAACAAAACGAAAAACAAGAUGAAAAACAAGAUGAAAAACAAGAUGAAAAACAAGAUGAAAAUGAAGAACAUAAUUCUAGUGAAAAAAUUGAUACUGCAAAAACGGUUUUCAACGGAGUUGGAACAAUAACUGAAAUAUUUAAACCCUUCGUACCAUAUAUUGAGAUCAUAUUAAGUGCUGCAAAUGCUAUAAUUAAAAUUUAUGAAGAUGCUAAAUACAAUAAAAAUAUUUGUUUAGUGUUUGUAGAACGAAUGAGGAUUGCUAAAUUCAUUAUCGAAAGAUUGACAACUUCUAAAGAAUCUAAUAUAGAAAAGUUUCAAGAUCAAGCUUUUCUUGAUGCUCUUGUAAAAUUUAGUAAUAUUGUUCGUAGUAUAAAAAAAUUUGUUUUAGAUAUUUCUCAAAUGAAUCAAAGAAAAAGAUUUUUUAACGCUACUGAAAUCAGGGAAAAUAUUGAUAAACUUAGACAAGACUUUAAUGAAUCAAUGAAUGAUUUACAAUUUUCAAUUAUCGCUAACCAAAUGAUUGAUAAAGUAGAGGAAAAUAAAAAAAUUGAAAAAGAUCUUAAUAAGAUGCAACAGUAUUUAGAAAAAAUAUUAGAUUGCGUAGAAACCACUGCUGAACAUGUACAAAAAAUUGCUAUCGCAAAUGAAGUGCUCAAUAACGAUUCUAAGAGUAAUGUUUGGAACACAUUUAAAGCUCCACAAAUUGUUCCUAAAGAAAUUACUGAUCCUAGAAGAGGCGCAUCCCAUGGCAAAGUUAAGAAAAAGGUUUAUUUAGCAAUGGACGUCGCUUGUAAACCAUUCGAGAUUUUGAAUAAUGAUUCACCACAGUUUCACAAACAGCAAGAACCUAAAAUAACAAAUUUUGAACUUUGCCGUAAAACGGGUCAAGAAACAACUUAUAUCGACAAUCCUAUUGAAAUGUUUCCUUGGAUGGCUCCAGAGAAGAUGAAAGGUGAACCGUAUACUCAUAAAUGUGAAGUUUAUAGCUUUGGUAUGUUGCUUUGGGAACUUGCAUACCAAAAGGUCCCAUAUGAAAAAAUUCAUUCCAAGCAAUCUAUUAGAAAUUAUGUGAUUGAAGGUGGCAGAGAAGUUUUUGAAAUUAAAUCUGGUGCAUUACGUAUUCCUAAAGCCUAUACUCAAAUAAUUGCAGAUAGAAAUCCUAUAAAUCGUCCAAACUUUCAAGUCUUGCUUGAAGGUUUAGAUAAAUUAUGUAAAAAAUAUGACUCUACCCAUGCUGGUGACUCAGCUCUUGAAAUAGUUUCUGAAGAAAAUAAUUACUUGGGGUCUGAAAGUUCUACAAACUCUACAGUUCGUCCCUUAAUUGGUUAUGGUCGAUUUAUUUCAGGCGAUUAUCAUCGUUGGAGGUGA